Pygocentrus nattereri (red-bellied piranha) is the source of this 4070-nucleotide messenger RNA. It is a transcript of the gene ankrd13b, whose product is annotated as ankyrin repeat domain 13B. NCBI's taxonomy places the organism in Eukaryota, Metazoa, Chordata, Actinopteri, Characiformes, Serrasalmidae. Gene Ontology annotation, molecular function: protein binding. The transcript has 16 exons. Gene Ontology annotation, cellular component: cytoplasm. The coding region runs from base 350 to 2284 and encodes 644 amino acids. The record is from RefSeq and is a predicted model, not a curated record.
CACUGAUCGCUGGUAGGAGAACGAGAGAGAGAGUCUUCGCUCAUAGGCGGUGAUUUUUCCCCUAUUUUUAAGGAAAGUGACAGGCUGCGUGCAGAGAAAGAGAAAGAGAGAGACAGAGCGAGAGACCACGCAGAUGGCGUUGGCUACGAGUUAGCUGGCAAACCAUGUACAGUUUUUAGACGUUUCGCGUAUUUGGACUUUACUAUGUGGAGGCUGUGCUGCUUGCGGGAGGGGAGAAAAAUUCUCUUAACAGGAGCGCUGGCGAUAAAAUAGCCCGUCUCUUCUCAAAGUAGCUUAAAGAAAAAGGACGAAAACGAACGGACGGGCAGCAAACUAUGCGCCGAGGAUCAUGAUUUCUGCCAAGAAAACUCCGGAGAAGAGUCGCUACCGCCUCCAUUACCUCGUCUGGCACAACAAACACCGGCAGCUGGAGAAGGAGCUCUCGGCCAGCGAGCAGGUGGACCUGGAGGUACUGGACCCGCGGGGCCGGACUCCUCUGCACCUGGCUGUGACUCUGGGCCACCUGGAGAGUGCUCGUGUGCUGCUGAACUAUGGUGCUGAUGUCAGCAAAGAGAACAGCAAUGGUUGGACAGUGCUGCAGGAGGCCAUCAGCAGGGGUGAUCCUGAACUGGUGCGUCUGGUCCUGCGUCACCGGGACUAUCAACGCACAUCUAAGAGACUAGCAGGCAUCCCCCGUCUACUGGAGAGACUGCAGCAGGCUCAGGACUUUUAUGUGGAGAUGAAAUGGGAGUUUACAAGCUGGGUGCCACUGGUCUCUCGUAUUUGUCCGAGUGAUACAUAUCGUGUAUGGAAGAGUGGCCAGUGUCUGCGAGUGGACACCACUCUCAUGGGCUUUGAGCAGAUGACCUGGCAGAGAGGCAACCGCAGCUUUAUCUUCAAAGGACAAGACUCUAGUGCCAUGGUGAUGGAGGUGGACCACGACAGGCAGCUGGUCUUCUGUGAGACACUGCCCUGCCUUCCCUCGUCUCCAUCGUCCCGGCCACACCCUUCCGCUAUCAGCCUGUUGGGGGCGCUGCAGCCCAGUGAUGAGCAGGUCGCUGCCCGCCUCUCUGCUCCAGUGGUCACUACACAGCUAGACACCAGGAACAUUUCUUUUGAAAGGAACAAGACGGGCAUUCUUGGCUGGCGCAGCGAGAAAACGGAGGUGGUGAAUGGGUACGAAGCCAAGGUGUAUUGCGCCUCCAAUGUAGAGCUCAUCACCCGCACACGGACUGACCACCUCACAGAGCAAAACAAAACCAAAUCCAAAGGUGGUAAAACCCCCUUGCAGUCCUUUCUUGGUAUCGCAGAGCAGCACAUGGGUACUAACAAUGGGCAGACGCUGGUUACCCAGAUGUCGUGCCCUGUGACGAACCCCUGUGCCCUUACUGCAGAGGAAUACUUUAACCCCAGUCUGAACCACAGCCACAAAGACAUUGGCCAGCCUUGCCACCUCACCACAAAAACACAGAGGUUCAAGGCAAAGCUGUGGCUCUGUGAGUCUCAUCCUCUGUCGCUGGCCGAUCAGGUGGCACCCAUCAUAGACCUCAUGGCCAUAUCCAACGCUCUAUUUGCCAAGCUCAGAGAUUUCAUCACCCUGCGUCUGCCCCCUGGCUUCCCUGUCAAAAUAGAAAUCCCCAUCUACCACAUUCUUAAUGCCCGCAUCACCUUUGAGAAUCUGAACGGCUGUGAGGAGGGAGUAGUGGGCAGGAUGGAAGGAGAAGAUGGACAGAAAGACAGCCCCAGAGCAGAGACACCGUCUCCAGGCAGUGAUUCCUCUAGUGUGUCUAGCUCCAGCUCCACCAAAGCAGUCAACUCAUCAUCUGCCAUGUUUUCAAAAUUUUCCAGCCACUCAUGUCGUGGAGGCGAGAUUCCACCAUGUGUGUUUGAGGCACCACGUGGCUACAGUGUGUUGGGAGGAAAUCAGAGAGAGAAUAUGCGUGAGGAAGAGGAUGAUCUGCUCCAGUUUGCCAUUCAGCAGAGUCUACUGGAGGCAGGCUCUGAAUAUGACCAGGUGACUAUCUGGGAGGCUUUGACGAACAGUAAGCCAGGAACCCACCCGCUUUCCUGUGACCCCAGCCGCGUGGAAAGAACACCCCAGCACAAAAGCAGCGCGGUGGCCAGUCCCCGCACUCCUACCCCUAAGCCGCCACGCAGCUACGAUGAGCAGCUGCGAUUAGCCAUGGAGCUCUCCGCCCGCGAACAGGAAGAGGCGGAGCUCCGGCAGAGGCAAGAGGAGGAGGAGCUCCAGCGCAUCAUACAGCUGUCACUCAUGGAGAAGUGACAGGAAUCACCGCAAGUGGGAAUUAAAAAAUGGUGGGAGGGCAUACGCAGCAACAGGCCCAGUAAGAACUGCGAUACUUUACAAUGCCAAGCCCCUCCUCUUCUAGUGACCUGCCAGAGGCACAAAGCUCAGUAGGGCUGACCACGUCCUUACAGCAUCACAGAGAUCCGUCGCCGUCCACUUUCUACAAGUUUACAACCACAAAAGCUAUUCAACUCAUGGGCAAUCAACUGGCAGGCACCAGACUGGUGCAUGGCUAUUCAGCAAAUGUGUGUGUGUACGUUUUGUUUUUGACAAGUAAACGAGACUGGAGCUGCUUUGGAGAUUUCAGCAUCCCUCGGAAAGCCAUUAUCCUGAGCUCCACUCAGAAUGAGGCUCAAGUCCUCCUAGACUCUCUAUCAGAGGGAGAGAGGUUUACAAAACCAUUGCGUUUUUUUAUGGAAUUGGUAAAUAAGCCUUGUUUUUCAUUUGCACAAAAAAAUUUAUUGCACUGUAGUAGAAAGCAUAAGAAAGUUAAUGGAAUGUGUAAAUGUAGAGAACACUGGCCUUAUGUUUUGGAGUUGGAUUGUUGACACCUACUCUCUGUGCACGAUAGAAACAGCAUGAUCCUCUCUUCACUUGUCCACCUCACCCCGUGCAACUUAAUUAAGUUUGUUUCUAAAAGCAAGAGCAAGUUUUGAACCACAGGGUGCAGGAUUGCAUUAUGACAUUGUAACUGAUAGGCUUGAACAGCAUAGUAUCAAAUUAGCAACAGGCUUCCAAUAAUUUUUCAGGUCUAAUUUAGGUUAAUCUAAGGUGUAAACAAAGAACCAGACACUCACUGCAAUACUUAUGUUGUGUGUAAAGAAUAUGAUCUCAAUAGCUCAGAAAACAUACAUUUUAAUGUAUGUACUAUAUCUAAUAUGGUGCUAUGUCAGUCUUUCCUAUCACUUUAUGUUAAUUGCCAUUUCCCUGAAAGCAUAAAUCAUACAUUCUCCUUUUUGGAUUUAGUGAUUAAACCCCCUUCCUAUGUCAGUUUCUUUUUUGUGGCUUCCAUGCUGUGCUUCCCAACAUAUUCCUUUAGAAACCACUGUCAAGAAACUGUUUAUCUUAUCACAGUGCUUGGAGUACCUGAGUCAGCCAAUCAAUGGCAUGACUGUAAGCAGGAAGGUCCAAUCAGGUGCACUGAUGCAGGGAGAAAACCAAAAGGGCUAGUUUCUCUGAUCCAGAUAACAGCCUCAUCCUGAUGACAAAUAAUCUAUCUGGAGAACCUCUUGUCAAGAGUUUUUCUCUGUAGUCUGACAAUCUGGGUCUAAGUGACUGGCAGAGCUUGUUUGAUGGUAGAGCCUGAAUAAUAAAAUCGGAGACAAGGCCAUAGACCAUUCCUUAAGCGCUAUGGAACUCUAAACAAUAGUGAAACAGAAUGUUUUUUCCUUUUAAGCACAAUUUUACACAAGGCAGUUGGGCUCUGUGCUACACAGCCAGAAACUUAAGUGACCAAAGGACUGCCAACAGUAUAGCAGUCAAACAAAGGGACGUGUAUAUUUGUGUGUAGUGUUACGUAGAGAGUUAAUGAUAUGGAACAAGUGAUUAUAAGGAUUUGGGUGUAUAGAAAUGCUUGAUGUGACUCAAUGUUUUAAUAUCUUAAAUAUUAAAACAAUAUGACAAUAUUUCACUGUUUCUAUUUAAAUCUGAUAUGAAUGUGGAGUGUUGCUAUGGUGUCCGUAUGAUGUGAUGGAACUGCCUACAAUGACGCUGCUCAGAUUUGUAAAGAGAGAACUGAAUAAAAGAAAAUACCAUUUCAUAC